Penicillium soppii is the source of this 2757-nucleotide messenger RNA. RefSeq lists its product as uncharacterized. NCBI's taxonomy places the organism in Eukaryota, Fungi, Ascomycota, Eurotiomycetes, Eurotiales, Aspergillaceae. The transcript is spliced from 2 exons. The record is from RefSeq and is a predicted model, not a curated record. The coding region runs from base 1 to 2757 and encodes 918 amino acids. Gene Ontology annotation, molecular function: protein binding; protein-containing complex binding.
AUGCGUCGUCAUGGCAGGUCCAGCGGGCCAACCAAGGCUGUUUCGCCCUUGUCCGACACUGUCUCUCUCAUCCGUUCCUUCGAUUCAGUCCUAAAUCCAAACCGACCCGCGCGCCCCUCGCCUUUGGCUUCCUCCCACAUCAAAGCUCUCCCAUUAGAAUUGAUCGACCGAUUGCGAUCGUUCCCGUUAUUCCAAGCCACCCCAGAGUCCUUCUUGAUCGAAGUCGGACAGCAUUUGCGCCCGCAGCUUCACGCCCCCAAUGAUUACAUUUUGACUGAAGGCGAUGAGGCAAAGGCCAUAUACUGGUUGGUGCGGGGUGCAGUCUCGGUCACUUCCCGAGAUGGCGAGAGUAUAUACGCCGAGCUCCAGCCGGGUGCCUUCUUCGGCGAGAUUGGUCUACUCAUGGACCGGCCUCGUACCGCAACCAUUAUAGCCCGGACGCGAUGCAUGCUGGUCGUGCUGACAAAAGACGAUUUUCGGAAUAUAUUGCCCCGCUUUCCAGAGGUUGAACAAGCUAUUCGGGAGGAGGCCCAGGAGCGAUUGAUGAUUUUGGAAAAGAAAAAGAAAGAAACGUCUGCGCCUGUAUUAGAUCCGCCGAGCCCCGCGCGAAGAGGUUCGAAACGACUGCGCGAAAGCUUCUCGAAAGAUCUAGCUGUCCUAGAGGACGAGGACCUAAGUACCAAUUCCGUGUACAAAAAGCGGAAGUCACCGAGCCCCGGCCGGCGGGAUGGCUCCAGCGCAUUGGCAAAUGGAUUGGUUAAUGUCCGCCUCCUACUCAAAGAGCUACCACUGUUCUCUGGGCUACCCGCCGAUAUCCUCCAUUUCCUCGGUCUCAACGCCCAACCACGAUCUUUCCCUCCAUUCACCGACAUCAUAAAACAAGACUCCCAAGGCCGCGAGCUCUAUUUCAUCGUGCGCGGCGAGGUGGAAGUCCUCACCGAGAAGCCGGAGAUGAACCACUCAGCUUCGAACAAUCGAUCCAACGGGUUAGAUCGGUCAGGGGUGGAAGUCAGAGCGAGGCUCAAGCAGGGCCAGUAUUUUGGCGAGGUAGUCAGUCUGGCCCUGGCACCCCGCCGGACCGCUACAGUCCGAUCUGUGACUUCCGUCGAAUGUUUGAUGCUGGGUGGUGAUGUCCUGGCUGAGUUUUGGGAGAAAUGCCCGAGUGGCGUGCGAGACCAAGUCGAGCGCACUGCUCAGGAAAGACUUCAGGCGGCCGCCGAUGGUGACGUGGUCAUGUCCGAUGAGGUAGAUCCCCAAACCUCCAUGGGCGAUCUCGCUCUUGACGACAGGGUAAAGAUCACAUCGUCUCGGCGUCGGUCAAUGCCACUUCUGACUCUCACUGAGACCGAGCUGGACGGGCCACAUCAGUCUACUCCUGUUGAAGAUCAAGACCAGGCCGUGCUACGGCCAUCUGAUCCUGAUCCUUACCUCAGCUUGGGUCUGGAUAAAGUGCGGCUGCGGAGUCGACGGGGCUCCGUGGCACCACUAACCCCCGAGGAGGUAUCAGGAGAAACACAACGGUCCUCUCCUACCGAGCCACGCUCUGCUAGCUCUUCAAAUUUGGCCCUUCCCGAACUUGCCGGCCCCUCGAAGCCACACCAGAUUGAUCGACCCCGGGUAGAUGGAUCCAAUGGUGUUCUUCCAGACAGUGUACUGCUCAAUGUUUUCCAAUUCUUGGAACUCCACCACCUUCUUCGGAUUAGAGCAGUGUCGUCCCAUUGGUCAGAGCUUUUGACAAGAUCGGCAGAAGUGGUUCAAGAUCUAGACCUGAGUGUUUACAACCGCACAAUGACGGAUGAUGUUCUCACUAAGAUUAUCUGUCCAUUUGUCGGUCAUCGAGCCCGGUCCGUAAAUAUUAACAACUGUUUUCACAUCACCGAUGAAGGCUUCACGGCAUUGGCCACUACUUGCGCACCAAAUAUCACUGUAUGGAAGAUGAAGAGCGUAUGGGAUGUCACAGCCUCGGCCAUCCUCGACAUGUCCAGCAAAGCUACUAAUAUUGAAGAAGUGGACUUGAGCAACUGCCGAAAGGUCGGAGAUACACUCUUGGCCCGGAUAAUCGGGUGGGUCGUGCCUGCCGAUCAGAGGAAUGAGAACAAAUCAUCCAUCAAACCUACAAUCCAGACAGCAGAACGUACAGUAUACGGCUGUCCAAAGCUGAAGAAGCUCACACUCUCAUAUUGCAAACACGUCACUGAUCGAUCCAUGCAUCACAUUGCAUCUCACGCUGCUGGGCGGAUUGAGGAAAUGGAUUUGACGCGCUGUACCACCAUCACCGACCAAGGCUUCAAAUACUGGGGGAACACUCAAUUCACCAACCUGCGCAAGCUCUGCUUGGCAGACUGCACUUAUUUGACCGACCAGGCCAUUGUGCACCUCACCAACGCAGCCAAGAACCUAGAGGAAUUAGAUUUGACAUUCUGCUGCGCAUUAUCCGACACAGCCACGGAAGUUCUGGCUCUUCAAUGCUCCAAACUGAAAUAUCUCAACAUGGCAUUCUGCGGCUCUGCAAUCUCCGACCCCUCUCUAAGAAGCAUCGGUCUUCACCUCCUCUCACUCGAGCAUCUAUCGGUACGCGGCUGCGUGCGCGUCACCGGCACCGGCGUCGAAGCGGUAUCAGAAGGCUGCCACCAGCUCAAAAUUUUCGACGUCAGUCAAUGCAAGAAUCUCGGUCCCUGGCUCGAAGACGGCGGUGCGAUUCGGUACCAGCCCAGAGUCGAGUUCAAGACUGUUGCUCCUAACAAGAAAGUUCGCUGA